AUGGCUUGGAUAACCACCGAAGCGCCCACAACCACCGAAACCUCAACAACUACCGUAACUCCUGCAACCACCAAAGCGCCCACAACCACUGAAACCGCAACAACUACCGUAACUCCUACAACCAACGAAGCGCCCACAACCACUGAAACCUCAACAACUACCGUAGCUCAUACAACCACCGAAGCGCCCACAACCACUGAAACCUCAACAAUGUCAGAAUCCCCUAAAUCCACAGAAGCGCCUUCAAUCACCGAAGCGCCCACAACCACCGAAACCUCGACAACUACCACAGCUCCUACAACCACCGAAGUCCCCAUAAUCACCGAAGCACCCACAACCACCGCAGCAUCAACAAAUACCGAAGCCCCUACAACCACCAACGCCAAUACAGCUACCUUUGUGCCUAAAACUAGCGAAGAUGCUACACCAACUAAAUCAUUUUCAACAACUACAUUUCAUACACGUCCUUGCGAAUCUUCGACUAUGGUUACUUUGCAUACACCAGAGAGCAAAUGUGACAUCCCAUCAUCGUAUAUUGGUGCUCUUGCUGUUGGAUGGGCUUUUGCUGCGGUAGAACUUGUUGUAAUUAUCGCUUUGGUCACUGUUCAUAUCAGAUAUCGGCGGGCUGUGAAACUAACAGAGGAAAUGAACGAAGCAAACAUGAAAAAUCCAAAUUAUGAUACCCUCGUACAUGGACCUUAUGCGGAUGAUCUUCUAGAAGAUGAGAAGCACACAUAUUCCAGCGUCUCUGAUGAAAACAUGACCAUGACCGCUAUGUAAUCAAGACAAUUAUAGAACACAACCACAGACCGACAGUACAAUGCAUUUGAGUUGAACAACGAUUCUACCUAAAUGAAGUUCUUCGGGUGGAGGAGUUGAUAAUGUAAAAUCAGCGAGAUAAAGUAUUCACAAAUGAGCACAUCGAAGUGCAUAUUUAACCAGGGAAAUUGUAUCUGAGGUGGUAUAGUAUUCUUCUUUUUAUCUAAACUACGGCGAACGUUUUUAGAAGUGGAAAGAAAGUUAGUCAAAACUUAAGUGUGUAUGGAAUAAGUUUACCUGCAUAAUGGUCCACACAGGACACUACCAUUGAUUCCAGCCUGUGUCACAUUAGGCAAGACAGUUACACGAAUAUAUAGAAUGUAUGUAGAGGAAUGUUCAAUUAAUUUUGAUAUAAGACCUAACAUGUUUGGCUCUUAUAGGUAGCUCUGAAAAAUGGAUACUGUCAUCUUGUGUUCUAAACAGUUAAACAUUUAUUUGACAUUGCACAACAGUUGAAUGUUAAUUUGAUAAGAAUGUGUUUGCAAUUUGGCUCGUGUUUUAUUUAUAAGUGGACCAAUACCUGUCCGUGAAGGAAAAUAUCAGCAAUGUAAUGGAAUUGAAUAGGUGUACAAUUAUCAUUCUAGAAUGUUAACUAUGAAGAUAUAUUAUACAAAUGUAUAUUAAACAGGAUUACUAGAAAACACUUCUAUUCAAACACGCACUUUAUCCCAUACAACUUCCGUAUCGCAUACACCUUCCGUAUCUCAUACACCUUCAGUAUCUCAUACAUCUUCCGCAUCUCAUACAACUUCCCUAUCAUAUACACCUUUCGUAUCUCAUACAACUUCCCUAUCUCAUACACCUUCCACAUCUCAUUAAACAUCCAUAUCUCCUACCCUUUCUGUAUAGCAUAUAACUAUCGUAUCGCAUUCAACUUCCGUAUCACAUACAUUUCUUUAUCUCAAUAAUCUACCUUAAAGUUUACAACUAUCGUAUUUCCUUCAAUUAUCGUCUUUUCGACAACUAUUGUAAACGAUACAAUUAUUAUCUCUCAUACAAUUAAUGCAUCUCAUUUAACUACCAAUAUCCAACACAGUUUAGAAAAAUUAUGUUGGUUCAAGUCAAGGAGAUCGCGUUGAUGAACAAACGACAGAAGAACGUUAUUAUUUAUGUAUGGGGAUCAAUGGCAUGGACGUCAAAAGGACUUCAAUGUAUAGUAAGUUAAUUAAGAUGGACUAUAAAUAAUUUGCUUGCAUACACGGAUAUGAUUGUAAAUCGGCAAUUUUUCACAAAAGAAAAACAAUGACAAAAUUCAUAUAAAAGUGAACCCGACUAUGAAAACAUCGGUGGACGUUAAUUUUCUGUUUUCUUCUCUCCAAAUAGAAAGGUGUGUUUUCCAUAGGCGCUCGGACAUUUAGGGAAAUUUCCGAAAGUUAAAGAACAUCAAAGUAGUCCGUUUCUGUCAUAUUGAAAUGAAAUGGACGAGCCAAGAAACAAGCCUGUUUGGAAAAAAUUAUUAAACGUCAGGUCGACAAAUUAAAAUCAUGUUAAAUCAUAAACGAUAUCAACUGAAAUUAUUAAAAUGAAACUACCAUCGGUGAAUGAAA
Molecule: messenger RNA, 2366 nt
Organism: Dreissena polymorpha
Lineage: Eukaryota; Metazoa; Mollusca; Bivalvia; Myida; Dreissenidae
Product: threonine-rich protein-like
Exons: 3
Coding region: 1-780 (259 amino acids)
Source: RefSeq, a predicted model, not a curated record